AUGCCAAAUGAGGGAAAUGAAGCCGUGGGAGCAAAGGGUCCUCAAACGUUCUGCACGUACACUAAUGCCGAUUACAAUAACGGUCGCGGAGUCAGCCUCGUAGUAACUCCAGAGGUCGCGGCUAGUGUUACAAUGGAGACAUUUGGUAUGAGUAUUGGUGGCAUGGAGGGCGUGGUUGGUGAAAAUAUGGGCAUGUGGGAAGUCAAAUAUGCGGGCGAGAAAGGAAAAGGGUUGUUCGCGAAGAAGGAUAUCGCUGGAAUUUUCCCAGGCGAGAGUCUGAUUGUGCAGACACCAGUGCUGUUUGUUGCUAGGCCGCUGGCAGAAACCAAGGACAGACCACAGCACGUAUUAAAGCAAGCAGUCGAGCAGUUGCCGGCAGAAACAAGGGAGAUGGUCAAGGCGUUGGAUGUCAACAUAGAUGGCAGCGUCGAGGACAUUGUUCUGACAAACGGCAUUGGUGUAAAAUGGCCGUGGGUUGAUGAGCUUCCAGAGCUGUUGGCAGUCAUUCCCGAGGCCGCUCGUAUCAAUCACGCGUGCCGGCCAAACACCUUGUGGCGCUUCGACGAUUACACCCUCUCAUUCGAAGUCUUCGCUCUCAGAGACAUCAAGCCCGGUGAAGAGAUCACACGAAGCUAUGGCUACGAAAAACGUCCCCGCAGGCGCCGCGUCAAGACCCUGAUGGCUAACUUUGGCUUCCAGUGCGCCUGCCCCCUAUGCACCGCAGAUGACGAUGGAGUGAUGGAAUCCAACGACCGCCUCUCCGAGAUCAAAGCCUUGAAAUCUGUUCUCCCCACUGACGAGAAGGACUCGCCGCAGCUCCUCGGCCUCCUCCCCAAACUCAUCGAGCAACUGGAACAAGAAGAACUCUUCGCUGAGCUACCACAGUAUGAAGAAAUUCUUGCAUAUACAUGGAGUAGCUUCGGAAUUGAAGAUCGGGCGAGAUACUGGGCGGAGAGGGCGCAGAAACAUUGGGCUGUUGUGGCAGGCAAGGAGAGUUGGGAACAGAGGAGGUGUGGGGAGUUGGCGGAGAACGUUAGGGGACAUAGUACUUGGAUGACCUGGGAGGGUGAUCCCUGGGAGGGCGUUGGACAGGGACAUCCAUGGGAUGAGAAGGAGGGAGAAGGGCAUGAACAUGGACAUGAGCAUUGA
Messenger RNA from Alternaria arborescens, 1149 nucleotides. RefSeq lists its product as hypothetical. NCBI's taxonomy places the organism in Eukaryota, Fungi, Ascomycota, Dothideomycetes, Pleosporales, Pleosporaceae. Gene Ontology annotation, molecular function: protein binding. The coding region runs from base 1 to 1149 and encodes 382 amino acids. The transcript has 3 exons. The record is from RefSeq and is a predicted model, not a curated record.